AUGGUUGUGGCAUUGGUUGCUAACGGUGAUAUCCCGGCGCCGGCCACAAGCCGAGUUGCCUCCGUCUACAGCGAGUUCCAGGCGAAUCGCAUCGACCACACCCUCCCUCUCCCUACCGUGCUCAGAAACCCCUUCAAGUUCGUCAAAGGACCACCUAGUUCCGCGGCUGGCAAUCCAGAUUACUUGCAGGAGCGUGCUAAAGGCAGCGUAUUGUACGGUUUCAGGGGAGGUCCAGCUGGAAUCAUGAAGGGCAAGUAUGUGGAACUUACACCAGAAUAUAUUUACCCGUAUAGAAACCAGGGUGGUUUUGAUAUGAUAUGUAAUGGAAGAGAUAAGAUUGAAACUCCAGAGCAGUUUCAACAAGCUGCAGAUACUGCCGCGAAGCUUGAUUUGGAUGGACUUCUUGUUAUUGGUGGGGAUGACUCGAACACAAAUGCCUGCCUCCUUGCUGAGAAUUUCAGGGGAAAGAAUUUGAAAACUCAGGUGAUUGGGUGUCCAAAAACCAUUGAUGGUGACUUGAAAUGCAAAGAAGUCCCAAUAAGUUUUGGGUUUGAUACUGCUUGCAAGGUGACUGCAACUAAAAGAAAUUUUUUAUUACUUGAACCCUUAAAUUUUUUAUAG
Molecule: messenger RNA, 621 nt
Organism: Humulus lupulus (European hop)
Lineage: Eukaryota; Viridiplantae; Streptophyta; Magnoliopsida; Rosales; Cannabaceae
Product: pyrophosphate--fructose 6-phosphate 1-phosphotransferase subunit beta-like
Exons: 5
Coding region: 1-621 (206 amino acids)
Biological process (GO): fructose 6-phosphate metabolic process; glycolytic process; photosynthesis
Cellular component (GO): cytosol
Molecular function (GO): 6-phosphofructokinase activity; diphosphate-fructose-6-phosphate 1-phosphotransferase activity
Source: RefSeq, a predicted model, not a curated record